Messenger RNA from Porites lobata, 660 nucleotides. The record is from the annotation of a GenBank genome assembly. Lineage: Eukaryota; Metazoa; Cnidaria; Anthozoa; Scleractinia; Poritidae.
AUGGAAGGUGAAGGCAAGGAAUUUGCGGUUUAUUUUGAGGAUGAAAAUUUGCUGAGAUUGCAAGUUUCGCGUUCGCACUCCCCAACAAUGGAUACGGAACUGUUUCGUGUUAUAUCGCCGCUUCACACUCAGCCAACGGAUGCAGCAUCAGAAAUGGAGCUUCCUAAUUCAGUAAAGGUUCAAGGUUCGCUGAAUAUGGGAGCAAAAUCGAUGGUCAGUGAUGCUGAAGCGCUAGGAGUAGGCGAAAGGAGAAAAAUUCCAACGGAUAAAGGUAAACAACACGAGUUACAAAGGUUAAAGGAUCAUAGAACUGUGGCGUUACGUCACGUAACUAGACAGAUAAACAAAAUGAAACCGCUACUUGCUGAUCUUAACAAUUAUGAAUUUGUGUCAGUUGAAAUGGAAGGUCUUAACAAUUUGCUUGUUAAACUGCAAGAUACUCAGGAUACUUAUGUUGACGCGUUAGAAGAUAAAACUGUUAUUGUUAAUGCCAAUUCAUGGUACGAUGCUCACGAUGGAGAUGUCUUUAAAUUUAAACAGUCCGUCAUUGAAUAUUUGUCCAAGGCGAAAAGGCACCAGUCAAAUGAAGUAAACUCUGUUAUCUCUAGUGGGUCUCAUCGCACAAGAAAGUCAAAUCACUCUAAACGGUCCACCUCAUAG